CAUAAUGCCGUGGUUUUUAAGGUUUCCAUCUAACAGGGUCUUAGCGUUCGAACUCUGAACCCACUCUACAGUAAGCUCAAGUCACCGUCGACGAAGCCGACCCCAAUGCCUUCUCCGGCCGCUUGCUUCACUCCCCACAGUCCCAUUCCUUCUCCCUCCUCUCGUUCAUCUCCACGUUCUCUGAGCAGCAGAAUCGUUUCCACUUCUCUCCAUCAUUUGUCAGCAGGUAAUUUUAGGUACAGAAAAAACAGAAUUAGGUCUUGGAACAUCACAAGAGGGGAUUCUGUUAUUGUUGCUCCAGUGAAGGUAAUGUCCUACUUGCCUAAUUCAGAUAGUUGCCCCGGGGAAAAUGUGGUAUCUUCCCCAUCGCCUAAUUUAGAAGUUAAGAGCGCAGAGAGUAUAAAAGAGUUUGCAGGUACUAGGAGGUUAGAGUCCUCUGAAAGGAUCAGCUUGGACCCAUUCCGUGGCAAAUCAGGAUGUGUUUCUUUCUGUGGAUUAAGCUACCAACUCCUUGAUGCAAGGAAUUUGGUGUCUUCCCCAUUCGAAGAUGGAAAGGGUUCUAUGAUUUGGGUUGUCGCCCCAGUAGCAUUGAUAUCGUCGUUACUACUUCCGCAGUUUUUUCUUAACAAUGCUAUUGAAGCAUUUGUGAAGAAUGAGGUCUUCACAGAUAUAGUUACAUUUUUCUCCUCGGAGGUCAUAUUUUACAUUGGACUUGGGGUCUUUCUCUCAAUUACUGAUCUCGUACAACGUCCCUACAUCAACUUCAGCCCGAGACAAUGGAGCCUUAUCACCGGCCUCAAAGGAUAUUUGUCUUCUGCCUUCUUCACCAUGGGCGUCAAAGUAGUCGCUCCUGUUCUCGCCGUGUAUGUUGUUUGGCCUGUCAUCCCCCUCCCGGCAGUGAUCUCAGUGGCACCAUUUCUUCUCGGAUGCGCCGCACAAUUUGCAUUUGAGCUUCACCUUGACAAACGACAAUCCUCCUGCUGGCCCGUACUGCCAAUCAUCUUCGAGGUUUAUAGAUUGUAUCAGCUAAGUAGAGGAGCAUAUUUUCUUGAGAAGUUGAUGUUUUCGAUGAAGGGAGCCAAAAUGACACCAAAGGUAAUUGAAAGGGGAAAUGCUCUGGUUUCCUUGGUUGUUCUUUUUCAGGUCCUUGCUGUUGUUUGUCUCUGGUCCUUGACUACUUUUCUUCUGAGGCUUUUUCCUUCCAGGCCUGUUGCAGAAAACUACUGAAUUAUCACUGUUUUUAGAGUUUUGAUUAGAUGUGGUUAAGACUCAAUAUUAAUGUUUUUGUGGUCUUGUCUGGUUUUUUUACAUUAUAUAU
This is a messenger RNA of Phalaenopsis equestris, 1318 nucleotides long. RefSeq lists its product as uncharacterized. Gene Ontology annotation, cellular component: chloroplast. Lineage: Eukaryota; Viridiplantae; Streptophyta; Magnoliopsida; Asparagales; Orchidaceae. The transcript is spliced from 5 exons. The record is from RefSeq and is a predicted model, not a curated record. Bases 106 to 1227 code for a protein of 373 amino acids.